Messenger RNA from Henningerozyma blattae CBS 6284, 924 nucleotides. It is a transcript of the gene PHO86, whose product is annotated as Pho86p. The transcript has a single exon. The record is from RefSeq and is a predicted model, not a curated record. NCBI's taxonomy places the organism in Eukaryota, Fungi, Ascomycota, Saccharomycetes, Saccharomycetales, Saccharomycetaceae. Bases 1 to 924 code for a protein of 307 amino acids.
AUGGCAAAAAGAAGAGGAUUGGGUAACAUCCCACAAAUAAGUGCGUCUUUAGAUGAACCAUUAGAUAAGGAUGCCCCACCAACAAUUUAUGCCACAGAAUUAACUCCACAGCUAGCUACAGCUUCCCUUAAUUUAUCCAUUGAGUUCUUAAAACAACAACAAGGCUUGGCUAACAAAUACCUUGUAUUCCAUCCUUUCACCUUAUUUUCUGUUUUGGCAUGUGUUUUUGUUUAUUUACUGAUAAAUACAACCUUUCCAAGUACUAUUGUUGCACAUUCAGCCACUGGCUAUUUUUACCAGUUGAUGCUAAUAAAUUCUAGAACCUUUGUUACAGCUUUUAUUGUUUUUGCAAUUAGUGCGACUUCUAUAUUUACAUUUGUUUCUAGAUUUUCAGAAACCUUCUUUAAGAGUAAAAUUUCUGAGAUUACAAAAUCAAACGGUGAAUCAGUAUAUGGGGUAAAUUUGGCUUUAUUUAAAACUGGUAAUGUAAAACCAACCUCUAAAGAAUCUAAAAAUUUCCAAAAAAAUACUCAUGUCAUCAUGUAUAGAGCCACUCCAAUUUCUAUUAUCUCUAUUUCAGAAAAUAAGAUUAUAUCUAAUCCCCAUUCUUUGGUAAUGAAUAUAUCUACAAUGGGUAGCCGUAAAGUUUACAUCCCAAGUGGCAUCUUAGAGGAUUUAGUAGAUUGGGCCUUGAUUAGAACUAAAGAAAUUGCUCAAAAGGAAAAAUACGGUAGCUCAAUGAAAGUUUUAAUUAAUGUCUAUUCAUUCGAUACUGUAUUAAAGAGCUGCUUACGAAAGAAGGGCUUUUCCUUAAUUCAAAGCGGUAAACUGCAAGAAAAUAGAAUUCUUGGGGGGUUAUUUGGCGUUCAAAGUGAAUUAUGGGGUGUCCAAUUCCAUUAUGAACCAGCAAAAAGCGAGAAAUAG